UGUUUUGCAUGCUUCUAAAAGUCAUAAUUGAACCGGCCCGGUGUUGAAAUUUAUUGUUAUUAUUUACUUAUGAACGAUUUAUCAUCUAUAAUUUAAUAAAAAGUUAUGUAGCAAUGGAUGAAAAAUUAUUAGCAGCUUUGAGGCAUAUUCAAGAAGAGACGAAAGACAAGGAAUUAACCAAAACAUGUCAAAAACUUCGGAACUGCCUGCGUGAUAAUCCAGACUCUGUCGACAAUAUAAUACAAAGUUUAGCUGAAUAUGUUGUCAAUUUUGAUGAUGUACUAUUAUUUCGGAAAUACUUGUCAAACUUUCUAUUAGCCUUAGUUUCUAAGAAAAUCGUUUUGAAACCUGUAUUUAUCAGCAACAAUCAUGAGAAUGCCACAGAUUGUGAGAAAACAAAUCACAUGCAAUAUUCUAUUGUUCUCGGUUUAUUGAGUGACCACCCUGAUAUACUGCAAUAUGCACAAAAAUAUUUUCAAAUAAAUCCGAUUCCGCCUUAUGAAAUAUUCAUUCACCAUGAGGAUUCAUAUAAUGUGGCACCGAAGAAACGGAGACUACAGGAUUUUAGACAGAAAAUAUCUGACCAUCACUUAGUGUCCUGUUGUUAUAAAUUACUAUCAAAAUUGCCUAGUGCAUUUUCAAUGAAAUGGGACUGGACAAAAUUUGUCAUUAACUUUAGCCACCAUGAAAAUGAUGAAAUAAGAUGGAUGGUUAAAGAAUGUAUGGUAAUUUUGACAUAUAUGACUGAGAGUCAGUCAAAAACUCUAUCCAGGAAUCUUAAUGUAUCUGAUGAAACCAAUCUUAAAAACUUAUUUAGAGAGAAUGAGACGGUACUUGGCCAAAGUUGUGAUAAUGCAAACAUCAAAACAGAUUCUGUCGUGAAUGUUGAUGGUAUAGUUUUACCUAUAUAUGAUAAAGAAAAUGUCCAAGAUGGAAAUUUAGUAAAAGUUAAAUCUACUAUUAAUAAUUUACGAAGUCUAGCAUUAGCAGUUGCUUCAGGCAAGGCAUUAUCACUUAUGGGUCCUGUAGGAUCUGGUAAGACAUCCCUGGUUGAAUACCUGGCAGCAGUUACAGGCAGAAAAGGCAUAGCAUUCAAGAAGGUCCAACUUGGUGAUCAAACCGAUUCAAGAAUGUUACUGGGAUCACAUCAAUGUACUGAUAUACCAGGAGAAUUUAUAUGGGCACCCGGUGUGUUAACUGAGGCGGUACAGAAUGGUCAUUGGCUCCUUCUUGAAGACAUUGAUAGUGCAGCCUUGGAUGUGGCUUCUACGUUAAGUUCACUAUUAGAGAGAAAUACAUUAUGUGUUCCGGGGUACAGAGAUGUAUUGCCAGUAACACCUGGAUUCCAACUCUUUGUUACGCAAAGGACAGUUGCAACAAAUUUCGGCUUCCAAAGAAAGACAUCUAGCUCCAGCGCAUUACUUCAAAAGCAUUUAACUGUUAUAAAUGUUGAGCCUCUGUCACGAUCAGAACUAGCAGAAGUUGUACAAACACUAUACCCAAGUUUGACUACCAUCACACCCAAAAUGAUUGAAGUUUUCAUGAUGUUUUCUGUGGGUUGUCAUGAUACAUCAAUACAAACAACAGAGGCUGUUGAUAGUGAAAACACUGUGCCAUUCUUACGCGGCUCUAGACUUAUAUCAACAAGAGAUUUGAUGAAGUGGUGUGCCAGAGCUGUUAGUGGGUUUAACGUAUGUAGUGCUGAUUCAGCAUUGAAAGUCCUCCAGGACUCCUUCGAUAUAUUUACCUGUUCUGUUUCUUCGCCUGAAAAUAGAUUGCAGUUAGCAAAGAAAGUCGGAACUUGCUUAGGUAUCGUUGAAACAAAGGCCGAGUUCUACUGCAAACAUUACAAACCACAUGUUUCACUUCAGCCGAGCUCAUUAGUUGUGGGUAGAGCGACAAUUCCAAGACUGGAAAAGAGUUUAGAAUCUAUUGACUUUGAAAAUAAAGAAGUAGUAUUUUCUUUUACGCGACAGUCCGCAUGCCUUCUUGAAAGAAUUGCUUGUUGUGUUGUAUCAAACGAGCCCGUUUUAUUGGUGGGGGAGACGGGGACGGGAAAAACAUCAUCCGUUCAGUACUUGGCGAAACAAACUGGUCAUAAACUGAUUGUUAUUAAUAUGAACCAACAAUCUGAUUCUGCUGAUCUUUUGGGCGGAUAUAAGCCCGUCGAUCUCAAAUACGUAAUACGUCCGAUCAAGUCUGAAUUUGUACAAUUAUUUAAAUCUUUCUACAACAUGGAAAAGAAUCAAAAGUUUUUGAAUCACAUUGAGACUUGUUAUGACAGUGAAAAUUGGUCUGCGUUACUAGCGUUGAUGAAACAAAGUCAUAAUGCGGCAAUAAAAAGACUUACAGCUGACAAGAAAGAGAAGAAACUCAAAUUAUGGCUAUCUUUUGGCUACAAACUAAACAAAUUGGAACAGCAAGUGAAGGCAGAAUCCAGAUUGACUUUCGCUUUUAUAGAAGGAUCUCUGGUUAAGGCUAUGCAAGAGGGGUAUUGGGUGCUAUUAGACGAAAUCAAUUUAGCGUCUGCUGAAAUAUUGGAAUGUUUAGCAGGUUUACUAGAAGAUAAAAACGAAAAUGUAGAAUUACUGGAGAAGGGUGACAAGGUUCCCAUAAAAAGACAUCCAGAUUUUACCCUUUUCGCGUGCAUGAAUCCUGCCACUGACGUCGGUAAAAAGGAUCUGCCAGUAGGCCUUAGGAAUAGAUUUACAGAAUUUUUUAUCGAUGAACUAACAGAGAAGACUGACUUGAUGCUGCUAAUCGGGGAUUAUUUAUAUCAUAUGAACUUAAGUGGUGCUGUGUUGGAGUCCAUUUACAGUUUUUAUUCAUCAAUAAGGAAGGAGGCUAAGCUGAACUUAGUGGAUGGGGCAGGAAAUGCACCUCAUUAUUCCCUGAGAACUCUUUGCCGGGCGCUUACUGCUGCAGCUAAAGCAAAAUGCGGUCCGGUGGCGCGUUCACUGUACGAGGCUUUCUGCCUCUCAUUCUUGACACAGUUAGACAGAGCUUCGCAUCCUAAAGUUGAAGCAAUGAUUGCCAAGGCUGUGCUGGGAAAGAGAAACAUCAAUUCAGUUCUAAAACAAAUGAUACCCGAACCGCAGACACAAGGGCAAAAUUACUUACUCUUUGAAGGACAUUGGAUACCUCAAGGCAAUUUGGAAAUUGAUAUCCCUGAGGGGUACAUAUUAACGACCACUGUCAGGAAAAACCUCCGUGAUAUUGCCCGAAUCAUAUCGCUGGGACGAUUGCCAAUACUUUUACAGGGUGAUACAUCUGUAGGAAAAACGUCACUUAUCACUUAUAUUGCUAAAGCGUCGGGUAAUUACUGUGUUAGGAUAAAUAAUCAUGAGCAUACAGAUCUUCAAGAAUAUAUAGGAUCUUAUGCAACAGACGCAAAUGGGAGCCUAGUGUUUAAAGAAGGGGUUCUUGUGGAGGCAAUGAGAAAAGGUUAUUGGAUAAUACUUGACGAAUUGAAUUUAGCACCUAGUGACGUUUUAGAGGCGCUAAAUCGUGUCCUGGAUGACAAUAGAGAACUAUUUAUACCAGAAACACAGGAAGUAGUGAGAGCAGAUCCAAAUUUUAUGUUAUUUGCAACUCAGAAUCCUCCAGGCUUAUAUGGUGGUAGAAAGGUUAUGUCACGUGCUUUUAGGAACAGAUUUGUCGAGCUCCAUUUUGAUGAAAUACCAAGAAACGAGUUAGAAACGAUAUUACAUCAGAGAUGCCACAUUCCGCCGACGUAUAGUAAGAAAAUGAUUGAAGUAAUGGCCGAGCUGCAAGUUAGAAGGCGAGGCUCGGCGGCUGUACAAGGCAAAGAUGGUUUUAUAACAUUAAGAGACUUAUUUAGGUGGGGUCAGAGAUAUAAGCAUGCUUCAAAAGAAACGUUGACGUCGGAUAAAUUUUAUGACUGGGAUCAACAUAUAGCUGAUGAAGGCUAUCUUAUACUAGCUGGCAAAGUGCGCCAAGUAAAUGAAAGAAAUAUAAUAGAGGAAGUUAUCGAAAAACAUAUUAAAAGAAAGAUUGAUCCAGAAAAUCUAUUUACAUUACAUGAAAACACAUCUGCUGUUACAAAAUCAAUCUUGGAAACUAUACUGAAUAAUCAACUUCCAGAGUUUUCGCAUCUGGUGUGGACUUAUAACAUGAGACGAUUAGCUGUAUUAAUAGCGAAAGCGUUUAGUUUUGAUGAACCAGUCUUAUUGGUGGGGGAGACUGGGUGUGGAAAAACAACAAUAUGUCAAGUGUUGGCUGCUAUGAGUGGUAGAAGUUUGCUUUCAGUAAAUUGUCACAUGCACACCGAAAGCUCUGACUUUAUUGGCGGGCUGAGACCUGUAAGACAGUACAAAAAUGAUGGUCGUCUGUUCGAGUGGGUAGAUGGACCUUUGAUCAAGUCAAUGGAAAAUGGAAGCUUAUUCCUUGCUGAUGAGAUUUCCUUAGCAGACGAUAGUGUAUUGGAAAGAAUGAAUUCACUUCUUGAGCCUGAGAGACAACUUGUAUUGUCUGAGCGUGGUACUGACGAAAGUUCAGAUAUUGUGGUGAUCAAAGCGAUCAAAAACUUCCAUUUUAUUGGCACCAUGAAUCCCGGGGGAGAUUUCGGUAAAAAAGAACUUUCACCUGCCUUACGGAAUCGUUUCACAGAAAUAUGGUGCGACCAUAUCAGUGCCAGAAGCGAUUUAUUAAAAGUGUUAGAAAAAAGUGUGAGCAAUGGUAUAAUAUUAGGAAAUGAUGAUAGAUGUUCGGGUAUUUCGAAUUGUAUAUUGGACUUUACGGAGUGGCUGAAGACCUCUGAAGUCACCAAUAAAUUCCCUUUUAGUAUACGAGAUCUGCUUUCGUGGGUACAAUUCAUAAAUUUGGCAGUUGGAAAAAAAAUAUUAGAUCCAGCCGCUGCAUACGUCCAUGGGGCAUGUAUGACAUUCCUUGACUGUUUUGGUACGGCCCUGACAGGUCAUGUCGAUUCUGAAACGUUAUUUAUUCUUCGAAAAAAUGCAAUAAGCUUUUUAGUAAACCAAAUAAAAACAUUUGGAUAUGAAGAUGCAGAUAAGCUGAAAGACUUAUUUAGUAACAAAACUGUUUCGUUUUCUGCAGGAAUUAAUGAUCAGAAAUUUGGUAUAAAGCCGUUUUACAUUGACUUAGGUGACCAUAUGAAUAUGACUGAUGUGGAAAAAUUUACAUUUACCACCCCUACAACUGGUGCAAAUACUCUUAGAAUUCUCAGAGGGCUUCAGUUAAACAAAGCAAUACUGCUAGAAGGAAAUCCAGGAGUAGGUAAAACAAGUUUAGUGACGGCUUUAGCUAUGUCAUCUGGACAUAGAGUAGUUCGCAUAAACCUGAGUGACCAAACGGAUAUAACAGAUUUGUUUGGAACUGACCUGCCAUCCGAAGAUGGUUCCUUUGUAUUUAAAGAAGGUGUAUUUUUGAAUGCUCUACAAAAUGGAGACUGGAUCUUAUUAGACGAACUUAACUUAGCACCUCAACCUGUUCUGGAAGGUCUAAACGCAUGUCUCGAUCAUAGAGGUGAAAUAUUUAUCCCAGAAUUGGGAAAAACGUUCAAAGUAAAACAGCAAACUAAGCUAUUUGCUUGUCAAAAUCCGUUGAAACAAGGAGGUGCCCGCCGAGGCUUGCCAGUAUCAUUUCUGAAUAGAUUCACGCAAGUUUAUAUUGAUACGAUGACUAAAGAUGAUCUCAAAUAUAUAGUGGAAGCUCAAUAUUCGCAGUUACCCAAGGAUAUUUUGCACCGAAUCGUAGAGUUUAAUUGCAAAGUUUCUCAUGAAAUAAUUGAAAUACAAUCAUGGGGACACAGAGGUGCGCCAUGGGAAAUGAACUUACGUGAUGUUCAAAGAUGGUGUGAGGCGCUUGUUAAAGACCAAAGCGAAGGAAAGAAGGUGUCUCCUGGAAAAUUCGUGGAUAUGAUUUAUGUUAAUAGAAUGAGAACCUUGGAAGACAAGGAAAAAAUGAUAAAUGCUUAUAAUGAUAUUUUCUAUCCACUUUAUCCAAGGAGCGAUGACCAUCCAAUGUUUUGCAUAAAUAAUAAUAUAAUUCAUAUUGGUGACGUUUCCUUACCAACUAGUGUGGAGAGAUCCUACAAAAAUAAGCGAGUGCUUGAUACUAAUUUGCUAAUACUUCGAAGUCAAUUACCAUACAUAAAAGCUUUGGCUCAAAAUGUCAAAAUGAAUUGGUUAACAAUUCUAGUUGGACCAACUGCUGUAGGCAAAAGUAGUCUAGUACAAGUUCUAGCAGAUUUGACAGGCAAUGAACUGCAUGUCAUACCAGUCACAACAGCCAUGGACAUUUCCGACCUUCUUGGAGGCUUUGAACAAGUUGACUGGAAUAGGAAUUUGGAAAAUCUUUACGACGAUAUUGAGUCAUUAACAUUAAAGGUUGUAAGAGAUUUGUGGUUGUUGCAAGAUUUUAAAAUAUGGAAAUCAAAUAAGUUGCUAAGCGAUCUUUAUGAGUAUAAGUAUAAUAAGUUAUGUGUCACCGAAGACAAGUCCAGUAACCUUGACCGUAAACAGUUUAUGGACAAGAUAAGAUUCCUCACGGAACAUUGUGAUAAAUUAAUAGACAGCAGUAAAAUUUGUAAUUUGCCUACAGAUAAUAUAAACAAAACAAUGAAAAAUUUAGCUAAUUUACUGAGUAAGAUAUCUAAGAUGUCAUCUGUCAAUGCAGGUGGUAGAUUUGAAUGGAUUGAUUCAUUACUGGUGAAGACAAUGAUAGAAGGCUCUUGGCUGCUUUUGGAUAAUGUUAAUUUGACCUCUGCAGCUGUACUAGACAGGCUGAACGGUCUUCUAGAGCAAAAUGGAGUCCUAAGUAUUCCAGAAAGAGGAGAAAUUAACGAGAUCAGACCACAUCACAAUUUCAGAGUAUUCUUCACAAUGGACCCAAAACACGGUGAAAUUUCGCGCGCCAUGAGAAACAGGGGUGUUGAAAUAUACAUACUGAGACCAGAUAAUUUGGAUUUGGGCUUGUCAGAAACUCUGCCCUACAUGGAUCUUGUCGCAUUGUUAUUAUCAUGUGGUCUGCCUAAUAAGUAUCACGACAUAUGCAUACGGUGUCAUGAAACAAUGACUGAAUUUGUACAAGGUAUAGAUCGUCCUACCGUCUCACAUCUACUACAAGCCGCGCACUUAAUUAGACAACAAUUAGUUAGAGGCUUCUCAUUCAAGACCGCCUUGCUAAAUAGUUUUUCUGAUGUUUAUAUCAAACCAAGAAGUGGGAACGAUUUCAGUUCCAACAUUACCAAAUCAUUAGCUGAGAUGAAGAAUUACAUGCUCGAGGAACUGGAAAAUGAAUUAGGGUCGGAGAGCUUUGAUAGUGCCAGUACAGAUAAUGUUUCACAUACAUUAACAAUUCAAGGCUUGUGUGCAAACUCUGAAUAUGAAAUCGCUAAACAAAUUGCUUAUGCGCCAAUUAAACAGGCAAAUGAUGAUGAUGCCUCAAUAGAAACUGCUUUACACUGUCUGUUCACCAUGUUGAUAACCCAUCAAAAUUGUCCAAGAGAUGUUGCAACUGUGUAUCACCGCCUAGUAAAUAAAGCUGUAAUAACAUCAGGCAGCAAAUUGAGGGAAUUAGCUCAGGAACUGAAUGAAAUUGCAUUAAAAUUCUCAAUUAAUUCAAAACAUCAGUGUGAGUCAUAUAAGCGAAACUAUGAAGAGUCGUACGAAAUUGAUAGUGAUGUAAUUCACAAAAGCAAUAAAAUAUUUUCAUUGCUGUACAAUGAGUUUCAGAAAGUUUUGAUACAAUUAUAUUACACACAAAACUCUUUUUGUGCGCUCGAUUACUCCGAAGCUGUUCUGUCGUCGAAAAUUACUGAUGAUUUUGUACAAUAUCCAAUACUUAAACAAUGUAAACGUUUUGUUGAAAUAAUUGAUGAUAACAUUGUAAAAGCCUUUGAGAAAUGUGAAAAAAUUAACGAUGCAAAUGUGUGUGCCAUAUUACAAUUACUUAACUGGCGAAAUAGGUUUAAAAAGGCCUGUACUGUUCCUAUAUUUAAUGCCACCAAACAAAAGCGUGCUCCUAUUUUAAAUGAAGAUACAAUUCCAUUACUACAAGUCCACAAUAAAUGGAUUCAAAAAUAUUUAUUUGCAGCACUGUAUAAUAUGCUAGGAAACACGGAAGACAUUGAAACGUUUAAAAAGAAUGUUUCCAAUAUGAAUCUCGGUACCCAAGAAGACUAUUCAGAAAUCGGUAAAGUUGGCAAGAAGAUUAGAAAGUGCUAUGGACAGUCCAAGCUGUUCAAAGACCAAAAUGAAUAUAAUUUAUGCCUUGCCCGAUCUGAAACUUACGAAAAAAUUCAUCUCGACAUGAAUCAGCCUAUAGAUAAGCAAUUGUAUAAAGUGUCAGUAUGUGUUUUAUCUGCAAGUAAAUUAUUUGCCGUUGACAUUCCAAAUGAAACAAGUAUUAAAACCAUUGAAGAGGAUAUUAGCAAACUACAGCAACAUACUAAAGAUGCAUGCGGGGUAAAUUCAUCAGUAAAACUUGUGCCAAUAAAAUUAUAUAUUAUGAAUCGACUUUUGACCAUGUUGAGCGCACAAUUGCCGGAAUUGUUGCGGAAGUUUUUCGCGACAGAAGAUAUUUUGAUGAUGGCAUCUGAAAAUAAUGCUUUAGAAGUGCUGUCUAGUCUUAUUGAGUAUGGAAAAGUUGUUAAUGGAUUCCCGCGAGCGCUCCUUGAUCAACUCAAUGUACUACUCGAAUUAAGAAAAGGAAAUCCAGAUGUCACUAUUGAAAGAUUAUCAUCUUUACCGACGAAGUUUUGGGAUGAAUUCUACAAAAUGCUCACCACUUCGCCGGUUGUUCAUCCAUUGUUGUUCCUUAAUUCAAACUUCGAUAGGAACAGUACUGCCAUAGAAGAUAUUCCCUCGAACAGUCCGAGAUUUUCAAUGAAUUUACCGUUAAUGUCGUAUUAUAUUCAACAAUUGACAACGUUCAUCGAUGGGGAAGGAACUCAACCACGUCUCAUUUAUGAAAAAGUAUCGUUAAAGGACCGUGUAGAAUAUUCUUUGCAACUUCGGUCUAUCUUGAGUGUGUUGUGGAAAAAUAUCGCAACUCUUCAAUCUACCGCUGCUUAUAAAAUGAAAAGCGAUGCUCGCUUUGAAAUGAAGAAAUAUGAACACUUCAUAAUUUACCUCCAUUCAACAAUUUUAACCAAACAUGACAAUCCAAUUGUUAAAACCACAGACGAUAAAAUAAGUUUAGUUACAAAAUAUUUCAAAGAUACCAAGCAUUUCUUGGAUAUUUUGAUAAAGGCUGACGCUAUUUAUAAAGAGCUAAGAGAGGAAUUGAGUUCCAGGAACGAAGAAAAGUUAAAAAUGAAAAUGCUUACAUCACAACUAUCUGUUGCUUUGAGCAUUAUGUAUUUACAAUUUAUGGCUGAAGUCAACCCAAUAGAUCAUGUCGAGAAAUAUAGGAUGAAAGUUGAAUAUAUUGAAGAAGACGUCAAAAUGUUUAAUACCUUAUUGAGUUCUUAUUACGUGCAAGGUAUUGUAUCCGGCACUAUUGAAGAAAACCGAAAUAUUGAGAAAUCUUCACAAGUAACUUUGAAUACUUUGAAUGAUGUAGAAAAAAAGGAACAACUCAAAAAAGUUCACCCUUACUGUGCUAUUUUGAUGAAACUAAGAGAUCAGACUGCUAUGAGUAUCCAGAAGUAUGCAUCUGGUAACACUUUCAGGCCAAAGGAACCUUCAUACUCAUCUUUUGCUAAGGAAUGUAAGCAUUUUGUGAAGUCUGUUUUGUCGGAGAAAACAAUAAGUAUGAUAACAUCCAAUAUGACAGUGAUAUGCAACCAGCUUUAUGACGACUUUAAAACAAACACCUUCCACAAGUCGAGUUUACAAAAGGCGCACACAAUUGCAAAGGAAGCCAUGUCAUGGCUACAUUCAAUUAAAGCCUUUUAUAAGAAAAUCCAAGAUUCAUAUUCAGAGGCUUUCCCAGACUUGGCCAAGCCCUUGCAGGCCUCUCUAUCACAAAUUAUAUACAGUAUCACGACAUUCACUGAUCUGGUAAAGGAAAUCAUAGUUAAAAUUGAACAAGGACCGUCAUUGCCUGAUAUCUUAAGGGAUUUGAUGGUGUUUCCCAAUAAAAUAUCAAAAAGACAUACAAAGGAAAGUGAUCUUAAUAGAUUCAACACAAGUGAAUUUAUGCAAUUGGUGAUUAGACAAUCUACUGAUUCUGAUGGUAAUUUAAGUAAUGCAGAAGCGGCGAGCUUGGAAAUUUUAAAAAUGAAUUUGUCAGAGUUGAGUAUGUACACCACGUCAAGAGAACGUGUUGAUAACACGACGGUCAAUGCUGUACUAAGCACUUUGAAUGGAAUUGUUGCGGCGUGGGAGAGACAGAGACAAGAUAUUGAAAAAAAGAAACAAGACGACGAGGCUCUAUAUGUUACUAAGUCAAAAUGUGAAGAUGAAGACGAAGAAGCAAUCGCCUCCGAGGAAAUAAAAGAAAUGUUUCCAUCAUUCUCAGAUCUUGAUUUCGCCGAAUUUAAGCCACCAACGCUAGAACAAAGGAAAAUUAAACCUCCUGUAGAAAAGCCGAAACCUUUAAUAACUUCUGAAGAUGUAUCAUUGAUAUACAAGUGGCAUUCGAACUUUGUACAUAAUUUUACUGUGGCAGAAUGGUUAGCCAGCCCGAAAAAGUUGGUAGGGCAUGAUGUUGCUAAUCCGUUGCUUUUGCGAUAUCCGAUAUUCAGCCGGGUUGUACAGAACGCUUGGCCAGCUUUGGACGUGGAGUUUGAAAGCGAAAUUAGUCCCAGUCUGUUGGUCCUCUUAUCUCAUAUAAAAUCGCGGGUUGAUGGAAUUGAAUCAAGCAAUGUUAAAUUUGACUUCUACCGUUCAGAGUGGGUUUCCGAAACAAGGGAAUGUCUUCCGCUUCUUCACAAAGUGAAAGAGGCAACGGAGGAGUUGUUAGAGCAGUGGCCAGACUUCCCUUCAUUAAAAGAUAUAAUGGUGAUAGUGAAUAGAAUAAUGAGUUUCCCGAUAACCAGUCCCGUGUCUCGGUUCCUCACUGGCUUGGAGCUGCUUCGAGACAAGAUUGAAGAAUGGAACAAGAAUGCUCACAAAGGCAACAACAUGAUCGAGAUAUCGCUUGCUGUUGGACAGCAGAUUAUUAACUGGAGGAAACUAGAAAUGAGCCAUUGGAAAGAGUGCUUGAACAGUGUCUUUCACAGAAAACAAUCGGACGCGCACAAGUACUGGUUCUACAUGUACUCAGUGGUGACGUCGUAUUUGGACACGCAGAGCUCCGAAGAAGUGACGUCACCGCGCGUCAUCGCUGUGCUGCGCGACUUCAUGGAGAAGUCCAACGUGGCCGAGUACGAAGUGCGGCUGAACAUAGUCUACGUGUAUCAUUGCCAUCUGGUGCAUUUAGAGCCUUCGACGCGACGAGAUGAACUGAUAUCAAUAUUGUGGAACACGUAUAACUACUAUUUACAAUUCACACCGCAAGUGGCAACAUUCAUAAAAGAGAAGCGAACUCCGAUCGAGAAGAAGUUGCGUGAUUUUGUCAAAAUAUGUACGUGGGACAGAGAUCUGAGCUAUUGGAGUGUAAAGGACACAGUCGACAAAGCGCAUAAGGCGCUUCAUAAACAUACCAAAGAGUUUGAGAAAGUAAUAACAGAGAGUGUAUCUCGUUGCCUGGUAGACGGCACAAACAAAGCGAGCGUGGAUCAUGUGGGUAUAUGGGACCGACCCAAGAGAGUGGUGACAGCUAACAACCCGCCGGCAGGGGGCGCUUAUAUGAUCGAUGUGCAGCUGUAUAUAGUGCUUGCGAGGAAUAUAAAGAAAUACAUGGACCAAGCCGAAGAGCCUUGUAGUAUGCUACCAGAAAACAGUCUCCUCACAAAGAUACCCAGUCUGCUGAACAAGACUAAGCAACUGUGCAAGGACACAAUUAGUAACAGCGGAUACCCGACGCUGGUGCAAGCGCUCGAUGACUUCAUCACUGUGCUGAUUGAGACUAGCACGCACCUUGGCUCCUUAGAGGUAGAUAUAACCGCGCCAAAGGAUAAGCAGAAAUCACAGGCGAAAAACAUUGUGCAACAAAAACGCAAGGCGUUGGCAGAUUUGUUCAAAUAUCUGAGCAAGAUGGGACUCAACUAUAGAACGGGCUUGGUCAUAGUGGCUGCCUCCGCGGAACUUUACGACUUUACUAUACCGCCUGUUGAUUUACACGCUGCGAUGAGCUAUUUAAAGAACAGACGAUGCGACCCGACUCUUUCGAUGCUAUGGUCGGGAUGUGAGAAGUACUUCCAGAAGAAUAUCGCUCGACAUCGGCUGUUCACCGCGGCGCUACAAUCUCCACAUGCCGAUUUGGGCAUGCAGAACAUUGAGCGAUGCAAAGGGUUCGCUGCUCAGCUUAUGAAACUAACAGGCACCCAGAAGAAAUCAAUAGCAAAGUAUACUAGAUACGUUACAGAUCUUCGCAUAGUAACGACCAGCCUCACAAAUGCCCUAGAAUUGAAUUUGGAAAACGUUAACAUUGUAACAUUAAAUGAGAAACUGAACAUCUUAGCAGAUUGUUAUUCGCGAGUCUCCAUUACACUGGACCAGUUUAGUAUAGUCCUCAAAUCUUUACCUGAAAAAGGGUUUGAUACAGAGUGCGAGCCAACUUUUGAUCUUGCAUUGUCUAAUUCCCUUCUACCGCAAUGUUUUAAUGAUAACGAUGAAUGGCGUGAAUUGUAUAAACAAGUCAAAGCAGUCAGGACAAUGGUAGAUAAACAGAAGGCCGCUAUUUUUAAAUUAACCAACUCAACACUGAAACAUGUCGGUAAUAAUAUUGGAGAAAUACCAAUCGUUUCUCAAAGUCACAUAGAUACAGUCGAUGAUGCGUUUAAUUGUUUGGAAGCAGUAAAAGAAAAAAUAAACGCCAUUUUAAUCGAAUAUAAUUUUGACUUUAAAUGUAAAAUAGAAGAUGAUCAAACUUGUCAGCAUCCGUUGUUGCGAAGUUUGAUUGAUUUGGAUGACUAUUUGUCCAAUACAAUUGAUGAUUUGAAUAAAAUAGACAAAGUCGUAGAAGAAACAAUGGAAGAUGAGAAAAGCAGAGCAAUUAUGAACCAAGCUGAAGAUAUUGUAGCAAACAUGCUUUUAAUAAUACAGUCUGUGUACAAGAAACAUUUAAAGUCAGACCAAAGCAAUGAUUGUAUGAACGUUAUCAAUGAAAUUGAUGAAAUAAUUGGAGAUAACUUGAAAGACCCUUCAAAUGAAAUACUAGAAGAUGGCCAUUUAAAAGAACUCUUGCAGAAACAACUUGCAGAGGAUGGAAAGUUGCUACAAUUGGACUUCUUAAUUGAAAGAUUGAAAAGUUUGUUGAUAAAUUAUGUCGACUAUAUUUCAAAGAGGACGAACAUAGAAGAAGUGAGAUUGAGUUUGGCAAGAAUAGUGCCUAUAUUAGAACAGAUUUUGUUGUUCGUGCAAUACUUUAUGUCGCAGAAAGUUGCUGUUCACCGAGUGUCAUGUAAGAUGCUAUCUGUUCUGCUUAAGAUUUUCUCAGAUUUAGCAACUAAAGGAUUUUGCAAACCGUCCGAUCUGGAUAUGGAAGAGGGUGAUGGGGAAGAUGGCUCAGGGAAACUUUCUAGUGGCACUGGACUUGGUGAAGGAGAGGGACAAAAAGAUGUCUCAGAGAGGAUUGAGAACCAAGAUCAACUGGAUGAUGCACAUCGUCCUGGAGAAGAAAAGAAGGAGGAAGAUCGCGACUGUAAAGAAGAAGAGAAAGGCGUUAAUAUGACUGACGACUUCGACUCGCAUCUGCAAGACUUGGAGAAUAAAGAAGGUGAAGAGUCUGAUGAAGAGAAAGAUAACGAUGACGUUGAUAAGCAGAUGGGCGACACGGACAACGCAGCUGACAAAUUGGAUCAACAAAUAUGGGGUUCGGAAGAUGAAGAAGACGUUGACGAGUCUGCAGAUAAAAAAGAGAAAGAAGAGCGCGGUAAAGGAGAAAGUACGGGAGAAAAGGAAAUGGGUGCUAAGGAUGAAGAAGAUGGCGCCGAUGACGGGAGCUUGGGUAAAGAGAAGAAGCAGAAGAAGGAUAUCAACGAAAUGAACGAGGAAGAAGUUGAUGAUGAUCAUGUUGACAAAUACCACGGCAAUGAAGAGAAGCUUCCAGAACCAGAGGACUUUGAUAUGGAUGACAUGAAUGUCGAUGGAGAUGACAACGAACAAGAUAAGGAUGGUGAGACUGAAACAGAAAAUCCAUUUGAUAUUGACGUGAUGAAACAAAAUAUAACUGAAGAGGAACCACCUAAAGAAUCUGAAGAAAAGGAAAGCAAUAGGGAUGGUCUUGAUGUUUCUAGUGAUGAGGAUAAUGCCCAGGAUGAUGGUGAAGGUGAACCAGAUAACGAAGAAACCAAUAAAGAGGAAACACCAAAUGAAAAGGAGUCUCAAGGAAAUGAGGAUGAAGAAAAUGCGAAGGAGGAAGACAAUACAGAGAUAGAUUCAGAUAAGGAUGAUUCACAGGAACAAGAAUCGGAACCGGACGUGAAAGAUCCGGAAAACUUGAAACAGAAUCCGGACGCUAUUGAAGACGAGGAUGAUAAUGUUGUAGAGAAACCUCACGAAGCCAAUCCGCAAGCGAAUCCGUCCAACGAAGAUCCGUCAACAGAACGCGGGGAGAAUGCGGAAAUGGACAGAGGUGCCUCUGAUAACGUGGAGACCAAUGCUGAACAAGAUAAGGAUGACGAUGCGGUGCCUUACGAACAAGCCCAAGAGGAAGUUGGCGAAGAAAAGCAGUCGACAGGUCGUUCAGAGCUGGAUAAGAGUGAAAAGGGUCACCGCGGCGAAAAGCAAGCGGCCAAGUCAGAAUCGGCACUUGACACUAACCAAAAGUACGAGAACAAACCUGGCAAAUCUGAUCAAGAGAGGACACUUGGUGAGGUAAAUGAGACGCAACACAAGCAGGCCCGCACGCUGAAUGUGGAACGCGAGCAGGCGGAGGAGGAGGGCGGAGAGGAGCGGGGCGAGGACGGGGAACGAGAGGCAGAUGCGUUCCAGCACGUGAAGCAGGCGAGCGAGCGGGACGUGCAGGCUGUUGACGCUGCGACCAAGGAGCAAGCGGAGCAACAACCGAUGCUGCAACAAAAUGAUGAGAAGGGUGAUGAGCUUAAAGAAGGAGAAGAAGUGCCCAUGGAUAUAGAUGAAGAUAUACAGGUUGAGAAGUCCGAAGAAAUAAAGCCCGAACCGCUAAGAAGCGGUACAGAAAAAGACAAAGAGAAGACUGGCAACAAGGAUGGUGGGGAGGAACCCACCGGAGAGGGUGGAGUAGAAGUGGAAGGGGAGAAUGUUCUUACCGCCAAUGUGCCGCGAGGAAGGGAUACCACUUACCAUACCAGGUUGGAAGAACAGGCGUAUGAUGCGGAUGCUAUGCCCACGGAGCAGUACAUAAGCAUGCGCACGUGGGUGGAAGGCGGCGGCGUGCGCGGCGGCGGGCAGCCGAGCGCGGCGUGGCGGGCGGCGUGGCGCGACACGGCCGGCGCGGCGCGAGCUCUGUGUGAGACGCUGCGGCUGGUGCUGGAGCCCACGGUGCGCUCGCGGAGAGCGGGCGACUACCGCACGGGGCGCGCCAUCAACAUGCGCCGCGUGAUCCCGUACAUCGCGUCUCACUUCCGCAAGGACCGCAUCUGGCUGCGGCGCACCAAGCCCGCCAGGCGCGACUACAAGAUAGCCAUCGCCGUCGACGACUCCAGCUCCAUGGCCGACAACCGGAGCAGGGAGCUGGCCUUCGAGAGUCUGGCGCUCGUCUCUCAGGCACUAAAUCUUCUGGAGUCCGGCGACCUCGCCGUGCUCAGCUUCGGCGAGAAGCCCAACCUCCUGCAUCCGUUCAACGAGCAAUUCUCCGAGCACUCGGGCGCGAAGAUCCUCGAGCAUCUGCGGUUCGAACAGACCAAGACCAGGAUAGCGCAGCUGCUGGACUUCUGCAGCGUGAUGUUCGAGCAGCAGGCGAUGCGCAGCGAGGCGGUGAACGCGCGGCUGUUGGUGGUCGUGAGUGACGGACGAGGCAUCUUCAGCGAGGGGGAGGGGCGAGUGAUACAGGCCGUGCGCCGCGCGAGGACCAGCGGCGUGUUCCUGGUGUACGUCAUCAUUGACAACCCGGACAAUAAGGACUCUAUAAUGGAUAUUCGUCGGCCGUUACUGGACCCGGUGACCAACUCGCUCUCCGGCUUCGUGCCUUACCUCGACACGUUCCCGUUCCCCUUCUACCUCAUCCUGCGGGAUAUUGCCGCUCUACCGACCGUCCUCGGCGACGCACUAAGACAGUGGUUUGAACUUGCCGCAAAUACAGCGAGCUGAUAAUCCGUUCGAGCCAAUUAGAACUUUAAGUACAGUGUGAUUAGAGUUAAUUUUUAAAUCUAUAUUUAGUACUUAAGACACAUUUGUACUUUCCUUUGGAUAGCAUAUGAGGAUGAUUUAUUAUGAGUAUAUAAAUUGAUUUAAUUUGUACCAACAUUUAUGAUGGACGAUGCGGGACACGUAAUUUGGUACAAUUUAAAUAUGUACAUUUAAUCCCAGAAGUGAGGGUAUCACUAUAAAAAACAAUCAAUAUAAAUAAAUUGAAUUUUGUUUAAACAUCCAUAUAUUGUGUAAAAUAAAUCCGUCAUAAGAUCGCGUGGUAUAACUGUUUUUUUUUUAUGUCUGAUUUAAUUGAACCGCGUUCGAUAGAAAGUAUUUAUAUUGAAAAUAAAGUAUUUUUCAUGUUUAUAAAA
Messenger RNA from Leptidea sinapis, 16675 nucleotides. RefSeq names its product midasin. Gene Ontology annotation, cellular component: preribosome, large subunit precursor; nucleus. NCBI's taxonomy places the organism in Eukaryota, Metazoa, Arthropoda, Insecta, Lepidoptera, Pieridae. The coding region runs from base 114 to 16262 and encodes 5382 amino acids. The record is from RefSeq and is a predicted model, not a curated record. The transcript is spliced from 41 exons. Gene Ontology annotation, biological process: rRNA processing; ribosomal large subunit assembly. Gene Ontology annotation, molecular function: ATP binding; ATP hydrolysis activity.